UUGCUUUGAUACCCUUUUUUUUCUUUUCCUUCUCCUUUCAACUUCAUUCCCUUCGUCAGGCCUGUGGCCGUUCCCUUCCUUUCGCUGGUCGAUUCUGCGCACUCCUUUCUUGUUCCUGUUGAACAGACAAAACAUACAGACAUACAGACACACAGACACACUCCUUUGUCUAGGUCGUGAUAUUCAUUCCCUCGGUUGACCGUGACUCCAAGACUCAAGAGCAAGACUCUUGUGAUACGAUCCUUGUAUCCCAUUCCUAAACGAUAUCAAACCGCUUGCAACCAACGCAGCCCAAAAAACAGACACUCAUCACCCAAGAUGCAUUUCCAAUCUCUCUCCCUCCUCGCCAUGGCCAUCUCCUCCGCCAUGGCCACUCUCUCCCCAAACAUCCCCGGCAUGAAGGUUGUCUGGCAGGAGUCGUUCGUUGGUGAGCAAGGCGACAUGGUCGACCUCACCCAAUGGAACGUCAUGACCGACCUCCACAACAACCAGGAGCUGGAGACUUACACCCAGUCCAGCUCCAACAUGCAGCUGUCUGGAGGCCAGACUCUCCAACUUGUCCCCCAGCAAGCUCCCACGGGCGAAUGGACCUCUUCCCGCAUCGAAUCCAUCCAGUCUUGGGCUCCUGCCCCUGGCAAAACCAUGCAGGUCCAGGCCGCUCUGCGUGGCGGCCCCAGCCCCCUUGACACGAAGCAGGGCAUGUGGCCUGCCUUCUGGAUGCUGGGCGACUCCAUGCGCCACGGCACUCCCUGGCCUCUCUGCGGAGAGCUCGACAUCUUCGAGCAGAUCAACGGCCAGCUGACGGGCUACGGCACCGCCCACUGCGAUCACACCGGCGGUGGUGCCUGCAACGAGCCCUGGGGCCUGGGCCAGAGCAUCGCCAUUCCCCAGGACGACGAAUUCCACACCUGGGCCCUCAAGAUCAACCGCUGCUCUAACAACUGGCAGACGGAGACGAUCGAGUGGUACCUCGACGGCAACCUCUUCCACACCCUCGUCGGCGCCCAGUUUGGCGACGAGGGCCUCUGGGCAACGCUUGCACACUCCCCAAUGUACAUCAUCCUCAACCUGGCAGUUGGUGGUACAUGGCCCGGCGACCCUAACGAGGCGACUUUGUCCGGCUGGGGCAACAUGUUUGAAGUUCAAUACGUUGCCGUCUACGAAUCCGCCUAAGAGAUGUUAGCUCGACGAACAAGGGAGGAAUAUACGAAAAAGAAAAAGACGGGGCAAAAAAAAAGAAAAAUUUGAAUUUGGAUAGAUAUGAUACAGGGCGCUUUUAUGAUGAUGCACAUGUCAUGACAACUUGUCAACAUGUCCCUACGCGGGACCCCAUUUUGAUUCACUGUAUAUAUAUUUAAGAUACCUAUGAACACGACUGUUAUG
This is a messenger RNA of Trichoderma virens Gv29-8, 1383 nucleotides long. Its product is annotated as glycoside hydrolase family 16 protein. Gene Ontology annotation, biological process: carbohydrate metabolic process. Gene Ontology annotation, molecular function: hydrolase activity, hydrolyzing O-glycosyl compounds. The transcript has 2 exons. Bases 319 to 1173 code for a protein of 284 amino acids. The record is from RefSeq and is a predicted model, not a curated record. Lineage: Eukaryota; Fungi; Ascomycota; Sordariomycetes; Hypocreales; Hypocreaceae.